Salvelinus namaycush (lake trout) is the source of this 4061-nucleotide messenger RNA. RefSeq names its product bcl-2-like protein 1. The coding region runs from base 525 to 1226 and encodes 233 amino acids. The transcript has 3 exons. Gene Ontology annotation, molecular function: protein heterodimerization activity; protein homodimerization activity. NCBI's taxonomy places the organism in Eukaryota, Metazoa, Chordata, Actinopteri, Salmoniformes, Salmonidae. The record is from RefSeq and is a predicted model, not a curated record. Gene Ontology annotation, biological process: intrinsic apoptotic signaling pathway in response to DNA damage; negative regulation of intrinsic apoptotic signaling pathway; extrinsic apoptotic signaling pathway in absence of ligand. Gene Ontology annotation, cellular component: mitochondrial outer membrane.
AUGGGGAUUGGCUGCGUUUACACAAUUCUGAUCUUUAAACCACUAAUUGUUUGUUUGACCAAUCACAUCAGAUAUUUUCACAAAAUAUAUUUUUCACAGAUCAGAUUGUUCAAAAGACCAAUUAGUGUGGAAAAAAUAUCAGAAUUGGGCUGCCUGUUUAAACGCAGCCUUAGUUACGUAUUGGAUUGAGAAGUCUGGGCGCACGCACGAGAUUCACGACAGAUAGAGACUCAUACCACAUCGAAAUAGUUCAUUUCCCUUCUCGGAUUUUGACAGCAGGACUGGUACAAUAGGAUUUUUUAAAGCAGCUCAGUGAGGUGUUGCCGUUGAAGAUAUUCCACUUUUGGUGUAGGGUCUGAGCCAUUGCACCAGCCUUGUUUUUUUUGUCUUCAAGACGUCCAUUUUCUGAAUACAAAGAAUGACACCGAUUUGAAAAACAAUACAGAGGCCUGAUCUGAAGGGGCGUGUCAUUAGCAAGUAAAACCAAGACCCGGGGGCAAAGAAGAAACCCAAGGAAACGAAUUAUGACUUACAACAACAGAGAACUGGUGGUAUACUAUAUUACCUAUAAACUAUCACAGAGAGACUACCCCUUCAACCACAUUGGGCUCACAGAAGCUCCCAGUCGGACUGAGGGGGGUGAAGGGGGACAGGUGGAAGGGGGGGCGGCAGUCACGACACACCCCAACGGCACAGUGAACGGGACGAGUCCUGGGACUCCACCGCGACAGUCUACCCCCUCGUCCCCUCAGCGGACAAUGGGCCUGGACGCAGUGAAAGAGGCAUUGCGGGACUCUGCCAACGAGUUUGAGCUGCGUUAUGCCAGAGCAUUCAGUGACCUGUCCUCCCAGCUGCACAUCACGCCGGCCACAGCCUACCAGAGCUUCGAGAACGUGAUGGAUGAGGUUUUCCGUGACGGUGUGAACUGGGGACGUGUGGUGGGCCUGUUUGCCUUCGGAGGGGCCCUCUGUGUAGAGUGUGUGGACAAGGAGAUGAGCCCACUAGUGGGACGGAUUGCAGACUGGAUGACUGUAUACCUGGACAACCACAUUCAGCCCUGGAUCCAGAGCCAAGGAGGAUGGGACCGGUUUGCAGAGAUCUUUGGGAAGGACGCUGCAGCUGAGAGCAGGAAGUCUCAGGAGAGCUUUAAGAAGUGGUUGCUGGCGGGGAUGACACUGGUUACAGGAGUCAUCGUAGGGUCACUCAUUGCUCAGAAACGCCUGUGAGAACGACAAGCACAGACGCCGUCUUGUAGGGGGUGGAAAUGAAGGAACUUUUUUUACUUUCGUAUUUCUCCUUUAUUUGCCAAGAAAGGACAUGUUUACGGUUUAACCUUACAUCCCACAAUGCACUGAGGUCUCUCUGACAAACUGUUGAGAUUAAAGAGAGAAUGAUGGUCACUAUAAUGUUACCCUCAUCAAACACCUUCCUGCAACACCCUAAAACACAAGAAAAUGGAGGUGAUUUAACUGUCUUGGACCAAAUGUUCCUCAGUUUCCUUUUUACUCUUGCCUGUAUCUUCUCCAAUUGCUGUAUUCAUUUGAUUUUACAAAUUUACUUUCAUUUUGCAUGAUGUGCUCCAUCUAUAGCAAGUCUGUGCUGAUGGGGCUAGUAAAUCCCAUCUGAGGUUUGUCUUGUUGAUGGUCUCUAACCCCCACCAGUAUGAUGGUCGCCAUCUGGACUGACAGAAGGAAAAACUUGCCACCUGUAAAAGGGGGGGGAAAUAGCACUGAAAAUCAACAUCUGUCCACCUCAGUGUAGUUUUGACAUGGCUGCUUUGUAGAUGCAGUGCACUCCAAACAACCUAGCCAGAAGACAGCCAAUAUCACACUCACUAGCUCAAUAUGUUGUUAAUUGUAAAUGUUGUUUUUUUUCAUCUAAGUUGUAUGUGAGUGGUUAAGUGUAAAAGUGAUUGAGACAGUUUUCGAUCUUGACUAGUGCACCACGUCAGGCGCAUUGGCCUGAAAUGAGUGAGGUGAUACAAUUUUCCACGUGUGUUCAUUGGUUUGUGUGUUAUUUUUUUAAACCAUUAAAACCCAAGUGAUAAUUUCCUGUCCUGAUGGUGGUAAAUGCGUACCUGACACACACACCGCCCUGGCUAGACAGAACACAAGGUGCACAACAAACCAAGAGCCAGUGAUGAAGAGGAGUAUUUAUUCUAGCAGCUGUUGGUACAAAGGCUGUUUUCUUUUUAUAAUGGAGGAAAAGAUUGUUCAGUAUUUACAACUUGCAACACAACCUAAUGAUUUGUUUCACUAAUAAGAUAGAUGAAUGAAGCAGAAACGCUAUUUAGUGGGUUAACAGAUCCUUUAGACUAACGUGCGUAUAGCUCUUGAGACAUGAGAAACUGUUGGCAGGCAAGCUUCAGGGCGGGACCCAUUCAACCUGCCACCUCUGUCUCCGUGCGUUCGUUUCCACACAAUGUGGCACAUUCAUUUCUGUUCUCCCUGUCACGGCAGCUGAGGGCGUGCGUCACUCAACACAGGCGCACCUGCUGUUCAGAGCACAUCUCCUGUCAAACCUAGUCGACAGAGACGGAGGAAAACCAUUCCUUAGUUUCCAAAAUCUUUAAUUUAAAUACUGUCAGUCAGGAGGGUGUUUGUCAUCUGGCGAUUUUAUGGUGUCACGCUCCUGAGCUGACAGUUAGGUGAGGAGAGAGGCGAGAUGGGUGCAAUCCAUCUACUCACAUUCUAACCUAUCUCUGCUUCAGGGAAUGGAGCCCUAGGGGGUCUUGUGUAGCAGGUACAGUUAAAAACACAGUCCAGACUUACAUCAGCCAGAGGCUCCUGUUUGCAGCUGUUUCCUGUUUCAAAGCUGGAUUGAUGCUCUCACACUUGCAGUGGUUUUUUCCCACAUUUUAUUUGAAAAGUGUAGCAGAGCUAUGUUUGGACUGAAGGCAUAACUUUUUUUCCUAUAUUUUUAUGUCAAAGCUCUGAGUUUGUUUAUUCAGCCCACGUUUUCUAUGCAUUUCCUGCAAAAUGUUGGUGACAUAACAGAUUUAAAAGUACAUGUCACAUGUCUGCUUUUCUCUAUUGGCAAUGAAUAACUUUGGUUUCAUUAGGAAACAGACAAAGCCUGACGUACAGUGCUCUCCAGGGUAUUUACGUGAGUCUGCUGAUGUGGAGCAUGUGUUCAGGUAUGCCAUCACCCUGCUUAGGGUCUUGAUGCUCUUCUCUACCUGAUUAUUUUUCAGUCUGUCUUAACACAUAUUGGAUUCUCCAGGGGUCAAGGUUUUCACUUUACCUAUGACUAAAUGCUACUUUUAGAUAAAUAUUCGCCAACUGAUCAUGAACACACCAUUUCAUCACAGAUCUGAUUUGAUGAUACAUUCCAAUACAGUAUAUAUUUUUCUAGUGUGUGCCCCACAGAAAGCUGCUUGCAGGCUUUUCUGCAAUGUUACCUUUUUGUUAUUUAAAGUUCCCUCCACCUGAGAUUGUGUAGAAUGGACUCUAUGGCAAAUGUUUGCAGGAGGUACAAGAAGUAAUCUAAACCGCAUUGACACCACACUAUGUAUACUAGUUAUUUAAAACAAUGAUUUUAGAAUAGUAUCAUAGCUUAGUAACAUAUUUAAGAAAUAAAGUGGCUUUGAAAUGUUAUUUAAGAUAUUUAGGGGAAAGUAUAAUAUCCCUUCAAAUGGCCUGAAAUUCCAUCUUUGUAUAUGGCUGCAUUUACACAAGCAGCCUAAUUUAUAGUUUUUCCAAACAUGUUUUUCAGUUCUGCAUUGGGGCUGUUUGUUUAAAUGUAUCCAUUGUAUUUGUGUUUAAACUGCUGAAAUAGUUAUUUCCCCAUUUGAUAGCAAAAAGCAGGGGUGUCAAGCUCAUUCCAUGGAGGGUCAAGUAUCUGCAGGAUUUCUUUCAAUUAUGCUCCAGGUGUGGAGAGUUCAUUAGUGACCUUAAUUCCUCAAUCAAGGACAAGGGAAGUGCAAAAACCGACACUCAGCCCUCUGUGGAAUGAGUUUGAUACCCAUGGUUUAAAGGAGUGAACAUGUUGAAUGGUCUGUCAUACAAGUCCAAUGUAAUGUGUAGAUUACAUGAAACUAAUAAAGACCCAUCUGGAACAUG